Callorhinchus milii (elephant shark) is the source of this 2529-nucleotide messenger RNA. Its product is annotated as interleukin-21 receptor. The record is from RefSeq and is a predicted model, not a curated record. Gene Ontology annotation, cellular component: membrane; external side of plasma membrane. Gene Ontology annotation, biological process: cytokine-mediated signaling pathway; immunoglobulin mediated immune response. The transcript has 10 exons. Bases 220 to 2529 code for a protein of 769 amino acids. NCBI's taxonomy places the organism in Eukaryota, Metazoa, Chordata, Chondrichthyes, Chimaeriformes, Callorhinchidae. Gene Ontology annotation, molecular function: cytokine receptor activity; protein binding.
GUCUGACAGACGGGCUCGCGCUCUCGGCUUUGCUUUACUUGAGUUCCCUUCCGUCUCCUGUCUGUCCUGCGCCUGGCUCGGGGGCAGGACAUGGCCAGUGCCCCUGGCUGGGGCCGGGCUCCGUGCUCUCUCACACACAUUUGGAUUUAAGCGAGAAGCUGCCCUCCUCUCUCGGUUAUUCCCUCAAACACGAGUGUCCAGGGACUGGCUGGUCACACAAUGCAGCUCAGUCUGCCACUGACCAUCACUCUCACUCUGAUAAUGCUGCUCUGUGGUCACGCACACACAGCUAUCAGCUGUGACAGCCUCGUCUGUGUGACUGAUUACAUCAACAAUAUCACUUGUACCUGGAGGCCUGGAACCAGCCUGGACCCCGAGACCACCGUCACGCUCAGCGCCACCUCGUAUGGCUCAGACCUGCGCUGUGAGCUGUGCUGUGAGCUGUGCUGUGAGAUGAGAGAGAGUGAGGAGCCCGGGCUGUACACCUGUACACUCUACCAGGACAUCGGCAUCACCAGUGACAUAUACAACCUCACCCUCCAAACCCAGGGGCUCGGCAAACAGCCCACCCCACAGAACUGCACUGAGUUUGACCCAACACAGAACAUUAAACCUCCGGCCCCGUUUAACCUGUCGGUGUGGGCAUCCUCCAACAACAGCUCCUCCAGCCUGUCCUGGGCCAUGCUGUAUGACGAGUACAGUUACCUGACUGAUUUCCUGUACGAACUGCACAUCAGCUCCGGAGAGGAGGGCGAGAGGCACAUAGAGAGCGUACGGACGGUGGUGUCUCUGUCCCACUCACUACUGGUCCCGGGGACGGAGUACGAAGCCCGCGUACGCGCGCACGUACAGGAACUGGGCUACAGCGGCCAGUGGAGUGAGUGGAGCCCGUCGGUGCGCUGGAGGACUGCGGACAAGGCUGUGCUGUGGACCUUGUGGCUGCCACUCCUGUUCGGCGUCCUCAUCGUGCUCCUCAUCGUCAUCUUCUUCAGGUUCAGAGUCUUCCAGAGGGUGUGGAACAAGCUGUGGAUUUUGCCGCCAAACCCCGCCCCCUUCUUCAAGCCGCUGUUCAGGGAUCACGGAGGGAAUUUCACGAGUUGGGUGAACGCUCGGUAUCCACACACCAUGUACGAGGUCAGUGAGAAGAGUCUGAUGGUGAUGGAGAAAGGUGAUGCCGUGCAGGUGUUCGACGCUCAGGCCAAGGAUAAGAGGGCGGAGCUGCACUCCUCCUGGCAGGCGCUGGGGGGCCCGAUGCCCUGGGGGGUCUCCUACUCCGGGGGCCGCUUCGGGGCCGAGACCCCUCACUGGGGGGAGAGGUCGUACGGGCAGGUGUCCAUUGACACGGUGACGGUGGCUGAUGAGCCUGCGCCGUGCUGUGUCCAGUGUCAAUGUCACUGCAGCUCACAGCGAGCCCCCCGCCCCAGCCUCCUGUAUGGGUCUGGCCAGGCCAACGGCCAGGAGCCUGAACUGACUGCCUCCCUCCUGGUCACUGGCCACAGCCGGCAGCUGCUGAGUGGGCGUGUGUGGGCCGUGGAGGACCAGGGGCCAUUGGUGGCGGGUACCGAGGGCGAGAUGGGGGCCUGGGAUAGUUCGAGGGGAGACAGAGACACCGGCUCCUGGAGCGACCGGAGCCUGGAUUCCCUGUCCUACCGCAGCCAGCUCAAGCCUAACCCCGACAACCUGAGUGACCCCGGCUAUCCCCGUCACCCCGGCAACCUGAGUGACCCCGGCUAUCCCCGUCACCCCGGCAACCUGAGUGACCCCGGCUAUCCCCGUCACCCCGGCAACCUGAGUGACCCCGGCUAUCCCCGUCACCCCGGCAACCUGAGUGACCCCGGCUAUCCCCGUCACCCCGGCAACCUGAGUGACCCCGGCUAUCCCCAUCACCCCGGCAACCUGAGUGACCCCGGCUAUCCCCGUCACCCCGGCAACCUGAGUAACCCCGGCUAUCCCCGUCACCCCGGCAACCUGAGUGACCCCGGCUAUCCCCGUCACCCCGGCAACCUGAGUGACCCCGGCUAUCCCCGUCACCCCGGCAACCUGAGUGACCCCGGCUAUCCCCGUCACCCCGGCAACCUGAGUGACCCCGGCUAUCCCCGUCACCCCGGCAACCUCAGUGACCUCGGCUAUCCCUGUCAACCCAGCAACUUGAGUGACCCCGGCUAUCCCCGUUAUCCUGGCAACUUGAGUGACCCCGGCUAUCCCUGUCAUCCCGGCAACCUCAGUGACCCCGGCUAUCCCCGUGACCUCGGUGACCUCAGUGACCCCGACUAUCCCCGUGACCUCGGUGACCUCAGUGACCCUGGAUCUCCACAUGAUCUUGGUGACCCCGGCUAUCCCAAGCUGCUGGACCUGGACACUGUGGACAGUGGGUUUAUGGAGAUCGACAGUGACUCCACCAGCGAGGCCGAGGGCAGCGGGGAGGGGGGGACCGAGGGUCCCGGGGAGGAAGGUCAGUAUUGUCGGAGUUACAUGAAGCAAUGGGUGACGUCCAAUUCAGGCAUCACAGGCACUCGCAGCCCCCGAUAA